Drosophila kikkawai is the source of this 1505-nucleotide messenger RNA. RefSeq names its product anastral spindle 2 (gene ana2). NCBI's taxonomy places the organism in Eukaryota, Metazoa, Arthropoda, Insecta, Diptera, Drosophilidae. The record is from RefSeq and is a predicted model, not a curated record.
UAGAAAUUUAUUAAAAACUCCUUAAAUAAAGAACAAAAUAAUUUAUACCGCAAUUUCUACUCAAAAAAGGAUGAUUUCAGCCGUAAACAAUUCAAGAGACACAUAGUUAUCGAUGUCACGCCGACCCCAGGUCCACCCCUAAUCCGACCCAGCUCCAAUCAGACCGAUUCUCCCGCUCGAAUUGAAUUUUGCCGGAAAAUAAACAAACCUUUAUUCGAAAUAUGUUUGAGCCCGAAACGGAAGAUAUGUUGCCCCGUUCAGCUCCCAGGCCCAGUGCGGCUGUGCCUAUGGGCCACUCCAACGAAGUAAUCCGGCCCACCGUGCCGGAGGUGUCCAUAUUGUUUGGUCAGCCGCCGCAGCAGCAGCAGGAACCAAUGAUGCAAAUGCAGAUGCAGCCCGCGCAGGAGCAAUCUCCGCGCCCUGAGCCUACCUUUGCCUCCUGGAAGAAGCAGAUGCUACCACGGGUCAAUUUCUCACCCAUUCUGACCACAGAACUAGGACCACGCCCCGCCCCCAGCAGCAGCAACAACCACAACUUGGGUAUUUCCUCCAACGAGUACAUUGUAAUCCCUAGAGACCGUCACUACACUACUGAAGCAGGAUCGUGUGCCACUAGUUCUGGAGGGAUGUACAGCGAGUCCAAGAAGCAGCAGUUCCAAUCGGUGCGACGUUUGUCUACUCCGUCUAGCUCGGAUGUUCUAACGAUUUGUGCAGGAACCCAGACCGAUGUCGUGAAUCGAAGUUCUCCGCGAACAUCGCUGCCAUCGGUGGUAUACUCGGACAUUGAUGUCAGUAAUUUGGUCAAUAAAAACGACCUGGCGACAGUGGUAUCGCUACUGGAAACCAUGCGGCAGGAGCAGCAGCAGUUGAGGCGUCUCUGCGAGACGCUAUUGGAACAGCAUCAGGCGAGAGCUGAAGCUGCACCAAAGCCCAGCAGAACAACAGCUAGCCAGUGCGAUAUUUUGACUUCCACCAAUAAUAACAACCAUGGCAAGCGGUUAACACCCAUUAUCCAGGACUACAUAGUUGAGGAGGAGGAGGAGCCUCCAGCACGAGUAGUUCCUCAGCAAUUUCAAUCACCACGACCCACUCAGCCCAUGGCCCAGUCCACGGGCUAUCGGGCGAACACACCCCAAGGACCAGCGAAGCGGAUCCCUCAACUCGCCAAACCAAACACUGAAAAGAGCAUGGUCAUGAACGAGUUGGCCCUUAAGUACUUGCGACAGCCCGUCGACGAGCUGAUGAAGGAUAUGCGCUUGGGGUCUUCGCCCAAAUCCCCCAAUCAUGCCGAACCCCUACGUCAGAUCGACAAUCUCGGUCAUACUCCCGGGCAGAGCAGUAGCCCGAACGACAUUUCGAAUGCCUCGUACAAGUAUCUCAAGAAGUAUCGCCUGCUGCCCGAAGAGCAGCUGGACUAUGCACGAUCACCACAAUCUCCGCUGGCCGCUCCGCCGCAAAUGCAACUCGACUUGGAGAACAUCAGAAAUCAACCGAAACUGAUGUGA